This is a messenger RNA of Leptidea sinapis, 2207 nucleotides long. Its product is annotated as crustacyanin-A1 subunit-like. Gene Ontology annotation, molecular function: pigment binding. NCBI's taxonomy places the organism in Eukaryota, Metazoa, Arthropoda, Insecta, Lepidoptera, Pieridae. The record is from RefSeq and is a predicted model, not a curated record. The transcript is spliced from 4 exons. Bases 25 to 666 code for a protein of 213 amino acids.
UUUAAUCUGAAACAAUCAAUCAGUAUGUACGCGUUUGUAGUAUUUGCGAUAUUUGUAGUUACAGCUCAUGGACAAAUCACUGUUCCUGGAGUCUGUGAUUUGACCUCCAGCGGCAUAAAUGCAAUAAGAAUUGUCAAUGAAGAAUUGCUUUCUGGAGCAUGGUAUCAAUUAUCCAGAAUAAACAAUACCUUAGAUAUUGGGGACUGUGUCACCACCACCAACACCAUUAUCAUAACCAACAAUGUUUUCGCGAGAGGCGCCGCUGACACCAGACAAGUAUUCAACAAGACUGCUAUCUGGAAAAACGCCACGUUCACCGCACUUCCAAAUGGAGUUUAUUCUUAUCAAUAUCCUGAAAUCGCUUUAAAUACAGUAUACGUAGCUACGGACUACAGUGGCUACGCAUUACUCUACAGUUGUAUCCAAGCAAAUAUGACACACAAAAAUGUGUAUGCAUGGCAGUUAGCAAGAUCGACCCAAUUAACUGAAACUCAAAGCCGACUCCUGAACGCUGCGAUAAGUUCGGUUCCAGAUUUAAACGGAGUCGCGUGGAGAGCUGUGGGUCACCAGAAGGAGAACUGUCAGACUGGAGGUGCCUUCACACUUCUUGUAUCUCCAGUUCUCUUAGCUGCAUUACUGUGGAACAUGUUUAUUAAUAUAGCUUAAGAGUCUGCUUCUAUUUAUGAUCUUGUACUCACCUCGAAUGGAAUAUAAUAUAGGUGAAUUAGAUCCACAAUUAAAGUAUCACUGUAACACAAAAGAAACAGGUUGAAGUCCAUUCCUAAAUUUUUCUGACGUGUUUCAUUCGUUAUUUUUUUUUUGGUUUCUUCGUCCAUUAUUAGGCUGUCCUAAUGCAAUGGGUUCAAGCCCAUACAGCCGUAUUCAUCAUUUAAUAAUUAAUUGUCAAAGCCAUCUUAGCCAACGUAGAAUUAGUCCGGUCAAUUUAGACAUUCGAAGUUACAUAAAGUCCCAACAAGCUGAAAAUCAGUGAAAUUGUUCAAAACAUAAUUAUAAAUAAUCUUUAAAAGUUCCCCAUCAUUCUCGUGUAUGGAUUUUUUUAUUCAAGGUCAAAGGUCAAAAAAAUAAGAUUUUCGCGAAUUUCUACAAAACGGUAAGAUUUAUCAUAAAAGUACCUCAUACAAAAAUUGUAGAUCAUAAAAUUAUCUAUAAAAAUUGUAUCAAUACAUUUUUUCUUACGAGCCACCGUUUCUGAGAUAUAACGAUUCCAAAAGUUAUAAAAGUUGUUAUCGUCAUAAUAUGCACACGUUUCCACGCCACCUAUGAGGUAGUAGUUAGCGCGUUUUUUAUAAGUUUUUGAAUCGUUAUAUCUCAGAAACGGUGGCUCGUAAGAAAAAAAGUAUGGGUACAUUUUCUAUAGAUAAUUUUAUGAUCUACAAUAUUUGCCUGAGGUACUUUUAUGAUAAAACUUACCGUUUUGGUGAAAUUCGCGAAAAUCUCAGUUUUUUUACCUUUGACCUUGAAUAAUUUUUUUUCCAUACACGGGAAUGAUGGGGAACUUUUAAAUAUUGUUUAUAAUUAUGUUUGGAACAAUUUCACGGAUUUUCAGCUUGUUGGGACUUUAUGUAACUUCACUCUCAUUUUUUGGUCUAAAUUGACCGGACUAAAUAGCACGAAUCAUUUUAAUGAUUUUUGCUUCGUUAGGCUAAAGAAGUAUAACUUCUUGCGUGCAUACAUAAGUACACCCACACUUUUUUUUAUUAUAAACUUAUUAAAGGUAAACCUAGCUGUUAUAUAUGAAAUUAUUUGAUUUGUGAUACACUAACGAUAUUUAAGGAGUUCUAAUUAUAUAAUUAAUUAGGUACUUAAUUUAUUGAAAAAACAUCCCCUAUAAAUAAAAAAAAGUGUGGAUUCAUCAUCGCUGUGUGACUCUUUUGGUAAUUAAGCGCAACCGCCGAAAGGUCCGUGAGUCAGGCGCAAUUUACUAAGUAGUCUAUUAAUAAUUACUCUUAAUAAUUUUUUUCAUGAGUGUGACGAGCUUAUGGUCUCGCCCAUUCUAGCACUAAUAAUUCUAGAAUAUGUGCGACCGCACUCUCGUCUUAUUUUAUAUUCAAUACAAAACUAGUUUUUAUUUAUAAAUAUAAAUAUCAUUAUGAAAAAAUAGUACCUUCGUAAAUAUACUAAAAUACUUUUUUACAAAUAGUUUUAAGUACGUUAUUGUUACUACAAAUAAAUAUUUUUAAAUUAAA